AUGGCUAUCCGAGAGCUGAAAGUUUGCCUUCUGGGGGACACUGGGGUUGGCAAGUCAAGCAUUGUUUGUCGAUUUGUUCAAGACCAUUUUGACCAUAAUAUUAGCCCUACUAUUGGGGCAUCUUUUAUGACAAAGACUGUACCUUGUGGGAAUGAGCUGCAUAAAUUUCUGAUAUGGGAUACUGCUGGUCAGGAACGAUUCCAUUCACUGGCACCAAUGUACUACCGAGGCUCGGCAGCUGCUGUUAUUGUAUAUGAUAUUACAAAGCAGGACUCGUUCCACACUGAAGAAAUGGGUGAAGGAGCUGAAAGAACACGGUCCAGAGAACAUUGUUAUGGCCAUUGCUGGAAAUAAAUGUGAUCUCUCUGACAUCAGGGAAGUAUCAAUGAAAGAUGCCAAGGAAUAUGCAGACUCUAUUGGGGCAAUUGUUGUUGAAACUAGUGCAAAGAAUGCCAUCAAUGUGGAGGAACUCUUCCGUGGUAUAAGUCGGAGAAUCCCUCCACUGGAUCCACAUCAGAAUGGCUCUAAUGGAGCAAUGAAACUCGGACGACAGACCACGCAGACCACAAAC
Staurois parvus is the source of this 571-nucleotide messenger RNA. NCBI's taxonomy places the organism in Eukaryota, Metazoa, Chordata, Amphibia, Anura, Ranidae. The record is from the annotation of a GenBank genome assembly.